Molecule: messenger RNA, 544 nt
Organism: Aphis gossypii (cotton aphid)
Lineage: Eukaryota; Metazoa; Arthropoda; Insecta; Hemiptera; Aphididae
Exons: 2
Coding region: 125-544 (139 amino acids)
Source: RefSeq, a predicted model, not a curated record
AGGUGUAUACACUGCGAUUACAAUAACAAAAACAUUUUUUCAUCAAGUCGUUAGUCGUUUACCGAUUUUUGUUUGACAACGUGUCCUAUUUUGCGCCCGUAUUUUGUUUUUUUCACUUGUCACAAUGGAUGAAGACAGUGGAUCCAACGAUACCUCACCGAUGAAAAGAAAUCCUCGUGGAAAAUUUAUUGGUUCUCGUCAGAAAUUGAUGAUUGUAAACCUCUACAAGGCUAAAAUGGCGCAGCAAAAAAAUGCAGACGGCCCAAAAUUAAAAGCGAAGGAGAUAAUCAAGAUUAUUUCAGAAGAGAGUGGCAUAGGGCAAAGAACAGUGAGUAUUACUUUAUCGGAAUACCGAAAUAAAGGCAGUGUAUCAUCACCUAACAAAACCAAAGUCCAACCCACUGUUACGGAAAAAGUUGAAGAUUUUGAUUUGAUUCGGAAAAAAGUCCACGAGUUUUGGCACAGGCGAGAAAUUCCAACUCUAAAGAAAAUUUUAACUGCAGUCAACAAAGAUACCAAAUUUUUCAGAAACAUCAUUACGUAG